GCAGCUUCGUCUCUGCCAGAGUUUCCUCGACACACAAAGGUUUAAAGAGUCUUUAGGUGGACCUGAAGAGUUCAGCAGUGAACUAUGGCACACAUUGUUGAAGACUCUGAACAGUUUGUUAAAGACUCCAGCCUGAGGGACUGGAAGGUGAUUGGCUCCGGGGGUUUUGGACAAAUCUACAAAGCCAGGCAUCAUCAGUGGGGCUUUGACGUGGCCGUUAAACUGCUUCUUACGGACGGGGGGACCGAAGAGUCUUUGCUGCGUGAGAUCAAGAUUAUGCGUCAAGCCACCAGCCCAUAUGUGAUGGCCGUCCGAGGGAUCUUCAAGGGUCAAACGCCCUCCUCUGGCAGGUCAACACAGCUUGGUGUGGUCAUGGAGCUCAUGAAGAGAGGAUCAGUGGCCUCCCUACAGGAAGCAUUGAGGGGAACUCCACCCUGGCCGCUGGUCUUCAGACUGGCUCACCAAGUGGCUCUGGGUAUAAACUUCCUCCACUGUCUUCAACGUCCCGUGCUCCACCAGGACCUGAAGCCCCAAAACGUGCUGCUGGACGACUUUCUCAAUGCCAAGCUUACAGAUUUUGGCCUUUCCCGGAUUUCCUGCAGCGUCACACAAGUUCCCAAGAACGAUGACCCACUAGGAGGGACGAUUAACUACAUGCCACCAGAGGCUUUUGAAGUAUCAUACAGACCUACCAGAGCCUUUGACAUCUACAGUUAUGGGAUACUCCUUUGGUCCAUUGUAACAGGGAAACAACCAUAUGAAUGUAAGUGACUUUUGUGUCUUUAGCAGUCCCUCCAGGAUUUCGUGCCUUUUAUUGAGAUUGUUGCAGCCCAAAAUGCCUGAUUUUACAGGAGAUUUUGUAAAAAAUGGCAAACAAAAGUUGUAAUGUAUUUUGUAUUUUUUGUUGCAAUGAAGUUGCGAAUAAUUUUUUGGUAUAAUUCUUUAAAAAUCCAAAGGAAACUUAUUUUGGGCAGAAUAAAACUACUCUGGGCUGAGUUUUCCUAUUAACCAACAAGGCUCAGCAUGCUGCAAAUGUUGGUAUAAUAUGAA
Perca flavescens (yellow perch) is the source of this 1050-nucleotide messenger RNA. RefSeq names its product receptor-interacting serine/threonine-protein kinase 2-like. The record is from RefSeq and is a predicted model, not a curated record. Gene Ontology annotation, biological process: protein phosphorylation. The transcript has 6 exons. Lineage: Eukaryota; Metazoa; Chordata; Actinopteri; Perciformes; Percidae. The coding region runs from base 85 to 771 and encodes 228 amino acids. Gene Ontology annotation, molecular function: ATP binding; JUN kinase kinase kinase activity.